Messenger RNA from Cydia pomonella (codling moth), 3835 nucleotides. Its product is annotated as histidine-rich glycoprotein-like. The coding region runs from base 2016 to 2930 and encodes 304 amino acids. Lineage: Eukaryota; Metazoa; Arthropoda; Insecta; Lepidoptera; Tortricidae. The record is from RefSeq and is a predicted model, not a curated record. The transcript is spliced from 7 exons. Gene Ontology annotation, cellular component: extracellular matrix.
CCACAACCCAACGCAGGCAUUGUUGUGUAAAGUUUCGCAAAACAUUUGCUCUGCGAGCGUACUCGUAAAACGGCGGCGUGUGUUGAAAACUUUCGUUUACAUAAAUAUUAUUACAAGUACAAUGUCGCGAUUAAUUAAUAGCUGUUUAGUACAGAAUUGAAUGACAUUUUUGACAAACCAUUACUUUUUACUCAGUAGGUACAGUUUAUUCUAAAAAAUUGCCACCUUACUCAUCAAACCUCUAUUCGCUUUUGGGUUUCUCUAACAAGCGCGAAUGUUAAAAAUACCAUACGGUUGUCAACGUUUCUGAAUAAGUAAACUCAACUUAAAUAUUUAUCAUAGAAAAAAAAUAUGAUUACCAUCUAUUUGGUAACAGAGGAGGUUGCCUUGCGCAUGCUACGUCUUGAAAUUCCUGAAUAGACAAAGUUGAAUUUAGUUUCAUUUCAUUUUCGAGAGUUGUCAUCUCUCCGACUCAGUGUAACACUCUCCUCACCGGCCGGUAGAAUACGUACAGCUCGGAGGUUAAAAUAGCGUUAGCCGCGAGGUUAUAGCAUUGAUUGGUGACUGGAAACAGCAAAACUUAUCAGGGAACUUAACUAUCGGCGGCAACGCGUUUGUAAUUUAACUAUCGAUAUUGUGCGGCUGUUAUUGAAACAGUGUUUUUUUUAACUUUUUUUGUUAUAUUGUAUUUAUUAUGUCCCUAAUUAAUUUAGGUAACUACACCCUCUAAUAUUGGGGUCUCUCGGAAAUAAAGAGACAAGUUUAUUUUCAAAGUAUGUAAUAUACGGUAAACAUUAAAAUUAAUAAUUUUGUUUGACAACGGUAACAUGAUUAAUUAAAUGUUUAGAUAUUUUUUUCUUAGAUUGUUCAGGACCCGUCGCAUUACGGCUUUUCACGAUUUUACAGCCACUCCUUUGGCCAUACAAAAUUUUCGUUUUUGGAAAAAAAAUCGUAGACACAUUUAUAUGAAUGAAUGGAAAUUAAAGAAUGGAUUUAUGGAAAUAUUGCCUUCAUUCAUGAACAUCAGUGGGGUUCUCCGGAACAUGGGUUCUAUUCAACAAUCGUCAAUAAAUCGUUCAGUGCUUUGUUCAGUUUAGUUUUAUAAAUUAUUCGGCUCUCUUUUGACACAUUCCUCUUGGUCUCUAUGUAUCUAGAAACAGUUUGUUCCUCAUAUUCUUUAGACCUAGAUAGUUCUUUUUCCCGAAAGACCACUUUGAUAUUUUUAAUGUAUGCGCUGCCACUCUAACGGACGUUAAAGCCUUAUAAAUCGAUUUUACUCGGUUAAUAUUUCGAGGUACCGUGGUUGUCCUAUUUCUUCCCGUAAUUUUCUUAAAACUAAUCUCACUGGUUUCUUCAUAACGUCUUAUUAUUAUAACUACAUAGUGUCAGAACCCUAAUUAUGGAAAAGACUCCCGUAUCUCUUGAAUAGUAGAAUACCCGAGAACAUUCAGCAUGAGCCAAAUAAGAAAAAAUUCAAAAGCGCCUUAAAACAGAACUGUACCUACUGCAAACUUGAAUGACAAUUGUACAUGUGGAAGUGCCACUUAAGUGUUUAGAUUUAAUAAUAACUUAAAAUUCGUACUAAAAAUAUAUGUGUUGUAGGGACUCCUACAUGCAGUCAAACUGUAAAUACAGUUUUGCAGGGACAUGUCUAGUUAUAAGCUCUGUACUGUGUUAUGAUAAUAAUAAUCAAUAAAUAAAUACAAAAAGAGGUUUUUCUGAAAUUUUUAUCUCGCGUACCUGCUGAGUUUGGGCAGUAUCUUAAUUACGAGUAUGUCGUGAUAAUAAAUUACUUACUCUUUAAUGGACAUCGUUCGAUUUGCAAUCCGUGAGUUAAAAUAUAAAAGAACUAGUUGGUUUUGAAAAUGUAUCAGUUCACAACAGUUCUUUAUUCGAGUAUAACGAAUUAAUACGAUAAUUUUAAAAUGUAUUGCAAGGUAUCUAAAAGUUGCUUUACAAAUUUAACUAGUGCGUUCAAUAAACUCUGGACCUCAAAAUUUGGAUACUAAACCAAAAUGUCAACAUUACAGAUUUUGUGUCUCGCUGCUCUGGUGGGGUCGGUGACCGCUCAGCACGGGCAUGAGCAUGCGCAUUCUUCGCAGCACAUCUCCAAGCACGAUGGACACGCGGAGGCGGUCAUCAUCAAGGACCACCACGGUCACGAGAAGCACGUUGACUACUACACGCAUCCCAAGUACGAGUUCAAGUACGAGGUGGAGGACAAGCACACGGGCGACCACAAGACGCAGCACGAGCACCGCGACGGCGACAUCCUCAAGGGCUUCUACAGCCUGCACGAGCCCGACGGCUCCAUCAGGGACGUGCACUACCACAGUGACAAAAAGACUGGUUUUCACGCGGAAGUAAAACACAGCACCCAUCACAUAGUUCCUAAACAUCAUGUGCUUGUCGCCGUGGUAGUGGACGUGUCUGAUGGAACCAUCAGGCUCAUGCAGGCUGUAGAAGCCCUUGACAACGUCGCCGUCGCGGUGCUCUUGCUGGGUCUUGUGGUCGCCCGUGUGAUGGUCAUCCACUUUAUUUUGGGUCUAGCUGCUCUGGUGGGGUUGGUGAUCGCUCAGCACGGGCAUGAGCACGCGCACUCGUCGCAGCACAUCUCCAAGCACGACGGUCAUGCGGAGGUGGUCAUCAUCAAGGAUAACCACGGUCACGAGAAGCACGUCGACUACUACAAAAUGUUACAGUCGCAUCCGAAGUACGAGUUCAAGUACGAGGUGGAGGACAAGCACACGAGCGACCACAAGACGCAGCACGAGCACCGCGACGGCGACGUUCUCAAGGGCUUCUACAGCCUGCACGAGCCCGACGGCUCCGUCAGGGACGUGCACUACCACAGUGACAAAAAGACUGGUUUUCACGCGGAAGUAAAACACAGCACCCACCACAUAGUUCCUAAACAUCAUCAUCAUUAAGGGUAUUUUAAGUUUAAUUAUUAUGCAUUGUUAGUUUCAGAUAUGUUUUGUUAUAACUUUUGUUUUUGUGAAAUACAUAUCUUAGUUACAUAAAUCCUCUUGUGUAUAAUUUAAACGUAGGUAGUAAUUUACAAUUUUUUUUCUCAACAAUGAACGGCAAGAUUGACAUGGCUAGUUGCGUAAUUUAUGAUCAAUCGAGGUAAAUUUGAAAACAUUUGAAAACAUAGGUGAAGAAAUUUAAGAGUGUAUGUGAAGAUUGUGAAGUAUCCGGACCGAUAUGACCUUUAAACCUUCAAGAAAAGAGCGUACUCUCAUCUUAAAUGCCGGGUUGCGGGUGUCCAUGGGCGGCGGUAUCGCUUACCAUCAAGUGAUCCGUCUGCUCGUUUGCCUCAAGCCCGCAUUGGGCUAGCGGGGGAACUUUAAGACCAAGCCCUCUCGCGCAUGAUGUCAGGGCUAUAACCGCGAAAAUCGAAGUUCGUCAAUUGCGGGCUUUUUUCUCUAUCACUCUAACUACGACUUAGUGAGAGUAAAAGAGAAAGAUCCCCGCUAUUUGCGAAUUUCGGUUUUCGCGGUAGGCCCCCUGGCCUGUGCCCGGUAUAGGGACGGAUGUAGGCUGAAUUAUUAUAUCAUUAUUGACAGCCGGAUUGAUGAUUAAAUUUUCAGAUAUAAAUGUAUCUUCUUCUUGUAUAUUAACCAUAACUAUAUAUAAUAAAUAUUAUACUUUUAAGUCUAUUCAGUUUUUAGUUUUUUUUUAGUUUUGCAAAAUGACAGAGCCAUACAUUUACUCAGAUUUAAGUUCGGCUCGCGAGGUCUACAGCUCACAGAUCCAUUAGUAGGUACAAUAUCAUAUUCAGUAAUAUUAAAAAUCACUACUUACUUCAUUAGGGUCCAAAGUUUGUGAAGAA